Molecule: messenger RNA, 4133 nt
Organism: Cornus florida
Lineage: Eukaryota; Viridiplantae; Streptophyta; Magnoliopsida; Cornales; Cornaceae
Product: phytochrome B
Exons: 4
Coding region: 314-3703 (1129 amino acids)
Biological process (GO): protein-tetrapyrrole linkage; regulation of DNA-templated transcription; detection of visible light
Molecular function (GO): protein homodimerization activity; phosphorelay sensor kinase activity; photoreceptor activity
Source: RefSeq, a predicted model, not a curated record
GAACGCCACACCACUAUAUAAAUAUUUUACAAAAUCCAAAACAACCCCUCAUCAAACAAUGAGCAAACCAGACAACUUUUUUCUCUCUCAAAGGCCAUUAAAAAAAACCAACCCUCUGAACGCCACACCACUAUAUAAACUGUGAAGUGUGUACAAUCCGAUCACAUAUAUCAGACACAUCGUUCAGCUCAUGAUCUUCCCUUAAGAUUAUUCCACUCCAACCCAACAUCUUCAUUUGCGUUAGGGUUUCAGACCCAUUUUUCAUUUACAAUUCAAUCCCACAACCACACUGAAGCAGUAAAAAGACGAAGAAAUGGCUUCAGGAAGCAGAGCAACUCAUACCCAUCAACACCAAGGUCAAGGUCAAGGUCAGUCUUCAGGUCCAAGUAAUGUUAGAGACUCAAUUAGCAGAGCCGUCGCUCAGUACACUGCCGAUGCUCGUCUUCACGCCGUGUACGAACAGUCCGGCGGGUCAGGUAAGUCGUUCGACUACUCACAGUCCAUUAGAACAACCCCACAGUCUGUUCCAGAACAACAAAUCACUGCUUACUUGUCCAAAAUUCAAAGAGGAGGGCAUAUUCAACCCUUCGGUGGUACGAUUGCCGUCGACGAGGUCACUUUUCGGGUCAUCGCUUUCAGUGAAAAUGCCCGAGAAUUGCUGGGUCUCACCCCGCAAUCGGUCCCGACUCUGGAGAAACCAGAGAUUCUCACAAUUGGGACCGAUGUCCGUACACUUUUUAGUUCUUCGAGCGCAGUUUUGCUUGAAAGGGCGUUUGUGUCACGCGAAAUCACUCUGUUGAACCCAGUUUGGAUACAUUCCAAGAAUUCUGGGAAGGCUUUCUAUGCAAUUUUGCAUAGAAUUGAUGUAGGGGUAGUGAUAGAUUUAGAGCCUGCAAGGACAGAGGACCCUGCCAUGUCUAUUGCUGGGGCUGUGCAAUCCCAGAAGCUGGCAGUGCGAGCAAUUUCAAAUUUGCAAGCACUUCCAGGCGGGGAUAUUCAGCUUUUGUGUGAUACUGUUGUUGUGAAUGUGAGGGAGCUUACUGGGUAUGAUCGGGUUAUGGUGUAUAAGUUUCAUGAGGAUGAGCAUGGUGAGGUUGUGGCCGAGAGCAGGAGACCAGAUUUGGAACCAUAUCUUGGUUUGCACUAUCCUGCCACUGAUAUUCCUCAAGCAUCGAGGUUUUUGUUUAAGCAGAGUCGGGUUAGGAUGAUUGUGGAUUGCAAUGCAACACCGGUUCGGGUGAUUCAGGAUGAAGCACUAAUGCAGCCUCUGUGUUUGGUUGGUUCAACACUUCGGGCUCCUCACGGUUGCCAUGCACAGUACAUGGCUAACAUGGGAUCAAUUGCCUCGUUAGCCAUGGCGGUUAUUAUUAAUGCAAAUGAUGAGGAAGGUGCUGGGGGUAGAAACUCAACGAGGCUUUGGGGUCUGGUUGUUUGCCAUCACACUUCUGCUCGGUGUAUUCCGUUCCCACUCCGUUAUGCUCUUGAGUUCCUAAUGCAGGCCUUUGGACUCCAAUUGAACAUGGAGUUGCAGUUGGCAACACAGUUACUGGAGAAACGCGUUUUAAGGACCCAAACCCUCUUGUGUGACAUGCUCCUUCGGGACUCUCCAAUGGGUAUUGUCGCUCAAAGCCCCAGUAUUAUGGACCUUGUGAAGUGUGAUGGGGCUGCUCUUUACUACCGAGGUAAGUAUUAUCCGUUAGGUGUGACCCCCAGUGAAGCCCAGAUAAAGGAUAUUGUGGAGUGGCUGUUGGCUUUCCAUGGGGAUUCGACUGGUUUGAGCACCGACAGUUUGGCUGAUGCAGGGUACCCUGGGGCAGCUUCACUUGGAGAUGCAGUUUGUGGGAUGGCUGUUGCUUAUAUCACUUCAAGAGAUUUCCUAUUCUGGUUCCGGUCCCACACAGCAAAAGAGAUCAGGUGGGGUGGUGCAAAGCAUCAUCCAGAGGACAAAGAUGAUGGGCUGAGGAUGCAUCCACGUACUUCAUUCAAAGCAUUUCUAGAAAUGGUUAAGAGCCGGAGUUUGCCAUGGGAAAAUGCGGAAAUGGAUGCAAUUCACUCAUUACAGCUUAUUCUGCGAGACUCAUUUAAAGAUGCCGAGGGAAGCAAUUCUAAGGCUGUAAUAGAUGCCCAGCUUGGGGAUUUGGAGGUGCAAGGGAUGGAUGAGCUCAGCUCGGUUGCAAGAGAGAUGGUUAGGUUGAUAGAGACUGCAACUGCUCCCAUAUUUGGUGUUGAUAUUAAUGGAAGCAUAAAUGGGUGGAAUGCGAAGGUCGCAGAGUUGACAGGCUUACCCAUUGAGGAAGCUAUGGGGAAGUCCUUGGUUCACGACCUUGUUCAUAAAGAGUCCGAAGAAACAGUCGACAAGCUUCUAAACCAUGCUUUAAAAGGUGAAGAAGACAAGAAUGUGGAAAUAAAGUUGAGGACAUUUGGCUCUGAACAAGAAAAGAAGGCUGUUUUUGUGGUGGUCAAUGCUUGCUCUAGCAAGGACUACACAAAUAAUAUAGUUGGGGUAUGCUUCGUCGGUCAGGAUGUUACUGGCCAGAAAGUGGUAAUGGACAAAUUUAUCCACAUACAAGGUGAUUACAAGGCUAUCGUACAUAGUCCCAACCCUCUGAUCCCACCUAUAUUUGCUUCAGAUGAGAACACAAUUUGCUCCGAGUGGAACACUGCCAUGGAAAAACUUACUGGAUGGACCAGAGGGGACAUAAUUGGGAAGAUGUUGGUUGGGGAGAUUUUUGGCAGUUGCUGUCGGCUCAAAGGCCCAGAUGCUUUGACAAAAUUCAUGAUUAGCUUGCACAAUGCUGUUGGAGGCCAGGAUACAGAAAAAUUCCCAUUUUCAUUCUUUGACCGAAAUGGAAAAUAUGUGCAAACUCUCUUGACAGCAAAUAAGAGGGUUAACAUGGACAGCCAUAUUAUUGGAGCCUUCUGUUUCCUGCAGAUUGCGAGUCCUGAAUUGCAGCAAACUUUGGAAGUCCAGCGGCAUCAGGAGAAGAAACACUUUGCGAGGAUGAAAGAGUUGGCUUACAUUUGCCAGGAAAUAAAGAAUCCUUUAAGUGGUAUACGCUUUACUAAUUCGCUUUUGGAGGCUACAGACUUGUCUGAAGAUCAAAAACAGUUUCUUGAGACAAGUGCUGCUUGCGAGAAGCAGAUGUUGAAGAUCAUAGCGGAUGUCGAUCUGGAGUGCAUUGAAGAUGGUUCAUUAGAGCUUGAGAAGGAUGAAUUUUUACUUGGGAGUGUCAUAGAUGCUGUUGUUAGCCAAGUAAUGAUAUUACUGAGAGAAAGAGGUCUGCAAUUGAUCCGAGAUAUUCCAGAAGAGAUCAAAACAUUGACUGUUUAUGGUGAUCAAGGUAGAAUUCAACAGGUAUUGGCCGAUUUCUUGUUGAAUAUGGUGCAUUACGCACCUUCUCCUGAAGGUUGGGUAGAGAUUCACGUUCAACCAAGAUUCAAGCAAAUUUCUGAUGGAAUAAGUAUUGUGCAUAUUGAAAUAAGGAUUGUAUGCCCCGGUGAAGGUCUUCCUCCUGAACUGGUUCAAGAUAUGUUUCAUGGCAGUCGAUGGGCGACUCAGGAAGGCCUAGGGCUGGGCAUGUGCAGGAAGAUCUUAAAGCUUAUGAAAGGUGAAGUCCAAUAUAUCAGAGAGUCAGAAAGAUGCUAUUUUCUUGUUAUCCUCGAACUUCCCACAACUCAAAGUAGCUCGAAGAGUGUUGGCUAGGUCCUCCUUAAAGUCAAACUGAGACAUCACUCCCGGUGUUUAUCUUCGGCACUUUUGCGGAUGGUUGCAUAAGAUGAAGUACAAAGUUUGCUACUUGUGUUAAAGCCUCCCAAGUCAGCAUUUGAGCCGGUUUAACUUUCGUUCACCCCUACCGGUUUGCCAACACCCUUUUGACGUUGUUCCAUUCAACAAUUGUGUCAAGUGAGUAGUUAAAUUUUGACCCAAGGUGUAUGUCUAAGAUUGCACUAAUGAGGUUACGUCUGAUGAUCGUCCAGAUCUUCAUAUCACAUACUUGUAUAUUUUAAAUGUAAUGUGUUCCUGAGCUCCAAAGAUAACUAUGUAACAGUUACUGCUUUGGAGAUAGUCCCUGAUGAGCCCUCUCUCCUAUUUUAUCAUUGUAAUAAAGUAAUAAACCUAUUAUCUUGAUCCA